Messenger RNA from Rubroshorea leprosula, 946 nucleotides. The record is from the annotation of a GenBank genome assembly. NCBI's taxonomy places the organism in Eukaryota, Viridiplantae, Streptophyta, Magnoliopsida, Malvales, Dipterocarpaceae.
CUUUUCUUUUUCUUUUUCCGGCACAUGGAGGGUGACGUGGAGGGUAUCAUUAAGUCCACAUCAGCUGUUCCCGUUAAGUUAACGUGCCAUGGGAAAUGCUAUAAUCUCUUACGUCUCCCUGGCCUUUUGCUCAAUGGGGCGUCGACCUGCUCGGCCCUUUCAUCAAAGGCAAAGGAGGCUGCACUUUCCUGGUUUGGCAUACCUAAGCGGAUUAUCGUCGACAACAGGCCACAAUUCCAAGCAGCGGCGUUGAGAUCGUUUUGUAACGAUUAUGGCAUUAAGCUCGCCUUGACGUCUGUAUACACUCCACAGUCCAAUGGGCAAGCCGAGUUCGCCAAUAAAAUUGUUUUGCGAGGCCUCAAAAUACGUGUUUUGGCUGCACAUUCUAAUUGGGUGGACGAGCUUAAUAAAGUACUUUGGUCUUGUCGUACUACACCCAGCUCGGCCACGGGCGAAACCCCUUUCAGCCUGGCCUAUGGAGCUGAGGCCGUCAUCCCAGUAGAGGUUGGAUUACCAUCUGAACGAGCAGGCUGGCGUGACGAUCUCAACAAUGAGCAACUAUUGAGAGAAAACCUAGACUUCGUGGAAGAGGUCAGGGAGAUGUCUAGAAUAAAAAACAUUGCGCAUCAAAGUCGUGUUGCAAAAUUUUACAAUAAAAGGGUUCGAGCUCGCCAGUUUCAAGUCGGCGAUCUGGUUCUACGCAAAGCUGGAUUGACUAACACUCAUUCGCACAUGGGCAAGCUCGCUCCUAAUUGGGAAGGCCCCUAUAUGGUUGUUCAAGUUAAACGACCUGGCUCCUACGUGUUAACAGAUAUGCAGGGACAUCAGUUGCCUUACAUUUGGAACAUACAGAAUCUUAGAAAAUUUUACAGUUAAUCUGUAUAUUAUUCUUUUGUCCAAGUUGUUAUUCCACAGUUGUAAACAACAAUAUACCGAAAAUACAACA